Messenger RNA from Sceloporus undulatus (fence lizard), 1338 nucleotides. RefSeq names its product trans-1,2-dihydrobenzene-1,2-diol dehydrogenase-like. NCBI's taxonomy places the organism in Eukaryota, Metazoa, Chordata, Lepidosauria, Squamata, Phrynosomatidae. The record is from RefSeq and is a predicted model, not a curated record. Gene Ontology annotation, biological process: D-xylose catabolic process. The transcript is spliced from 7 exons. Gene Ontology annotation, molecular function: D-xylose 1-dehydrogenase (NADP+) activity; nucleotide binding. Bases 131 to 1138 code for a protein of 335 amino acids.
GAGUGCCCAGUCCACAGUUCAAGGAAUUCAUGCCGAUUGUGUUGGGCAGGAAUCCUCCAGGCCAGCCCUUCACUGCUUGGAUUUCCUUUCUCUUCUCUCUCUCAAUCUCUUUUUCUCCCCAUCUGCCACCAUGGGGGCCACUCGCUGGGGGAUCUGCUCCGCAGGGAAAAUCAGCCACGAUUUUCUUGUGGCUCUGAAGACUUUGCCACCGGAAGAACACAAGGUGGUGGCCAUUGCUUCUCGAGACCUCAGCCGAGCUCAGGAAUAUGCCAAGAACCACACCAUCCCCAAGGCCUAUGGUUCCUAUGAAGAACUGGCUCAGGAUCCAGAUGUUGAUGUGGUAUAUGUGGGAGUGAUACAUCCCUGUCAUCUCCCAGCCACCCUCCUCUUCAUUCAGGCUGGAAAGAAUGUGCUCUGUGAGAAGCCCUUGGGUAUGAAUGCUGCCGAGGUCAAGGCGAUGGUGCAGGCAGCUCGGGAAAACAAUGUCUUCUUUAUGGAGGCUUUCUGGACUCGUUUUUUCCCAGCUUUGGAGAAGAUUCGUUCCCUGCUGAGGCAAAGAACAGUGGGGAAUGUGGUGGUACUCCAUGCCGAAUUUGGUGUACCUCUUCUGUCAGUCCCCAGGUGUGUGGAAAAAGAGCUUGGAGGUGGUGCCUUGCUAGAUAUUGGUAUCUACUGUGUCCAGUGGGCCUGCAUGGUCUUCAAUGGGGAGAAACCGCAAUCCAUUGUGGCCUCAGGAUUCUUGCAUGAAACAGGUGUCGACAAAAUGGCUUCAAUCAUCCUGAACUAUUCAGGCCAGCGACAGGCUGUCCUCACCUACAGCAUGAUGAACCAGUUGCCCAAUCGAGCAACCAUUAGUGGCACCGAGGGAAUAAUUGAGAUCCCAAGUUGUUUGUGGUGCCCACAGGAGUUGGUCAUCAAUGGUCAGAAGGAAGAGUUCCCCCUUCCUUCUCCAUCCCAAAAACUGAACUUUGCUGGCAGCACAGGUCUACGCUAUGAAGCAGAGCAUGUCAGACAGUGUCUUCUCCAAGGCCUCAAAGAGAGCCCUGUUAUGUCUCACGCAGACAGUGAACUAGUUCAUUUCAUCCUGGAUGAAGCCCGGAGGCAGCUGGGGGUGUCCUAUUCUCAGGACCGUGCCUGAUUCAUGCUGUACUUUGUUCUUCUGGCUCUGUGUGUACAAGAGAAGAAACAUUCAGACGUCACCCCUAGAAAUCCUAAUGCUGUAUGUGUGUGUAACUAUGGAGUUUAUCAGACAAGGGAAAUUGGAAGGAUAAUCCAAUGGCAAUCUGAACGCUAUAAUGGGGUUUAACAUUAUUGCGUGAUAGUCUACCACACGCAAUU